Molecule: messenger RNA, 3939 nt
Organism: Echinostoma caproni
Lineage: Eukaryota; Metazoa; Platyhelminthes; Trematoda; Plagiorchiida; Echinostomatidae
Source: the annotation of a GenBank genome assembly
AUGCGUUUGCAAAAUCUACUCCCUCCGGAGGCGAUUCAACGUAUUCGUCAGAUCUGGCAAGAAAUCUAUGGUUCAAACAAAUCCGUGGGAUCUAUUCGUGGAGCUGGUUCUGUUGACAGUGCUUCGUCAUUAGCCAGGAGUGCGGUUGUCACUGGUUCUUCUCCAAUAUCUUCUUUGAUAACGACCACCACUACCGCGGUGAUCGGAUCUGCUACUCUGUGUCCGAGGCCUUCAUCAAACGCGGUCACUUUACGUGAACAUUUUGCUCGUCGUGUGCGCCAGGUCGUGCGCCAAUACCUCGGUCCAAAUGCGUUGGUCAAUUUAAAUCGGGUAUCCGCUGCCACUACCGCUAGUGCUGUUUCUACCGCAACUCUCUCCGCUCCUGUUAGCCACGUUUCCCCGUCGGGCUCGACUCGCGAUUCAAACUCAUGUAUAGUUCUGGCCAAUUCGACCUUGACUAUCCCCACCUCUACAUCUAUAGCCAGUUAUGCCACCGUGACCCAAUUUCCUCAGGUUGUCUGUCCUCAGGGAACGCCAUUGAAUGUGUGUACUGCGAGCAGUUUACCAACUGAUUCUACCGAACCUCGAACACACAACGCCAUAUCCAGUCCAGCUCAUCCGGCGUUAUCGCGAACCUCCGCAGUCGUGAUGAACACAACUACUACCGCGGUCAGUACUAUGAUCAAUACUGUAUCUUCUCAGGCACUUAUCACCGGAUCGCAUUUAACGGUGUCUGGUCUGCCCGUGGUUGUUUCGGAACCGAACAAAACUCAGGACUGCAAAGGUUUUACGGCUGAUUUGGGGAGUACCUCCUGCGUCUUCACCACGACCACAGUCCCGAUCAAUGCUAUUGGUAGUGGUUCUGAUGGCCCGAGCAACCCUGGUAUUAGCUCCUCCGCUGCAACCUUGCCAAUGCCUAAUCUCCAAUUGGCUCCCAUGCUAGAUUUGCAACCACCACCAGCCAGUCGUCGAGCAUCGAAUACAUCUCAGUGUUGUGUGCUGGAAUGGCUUCUGUCAGAUGAAGCAGAUUUAUGUUUGUUACCUCCAUCGUUCUAUGAAACGAAAACUUCCAAUUCAAGUACUCCCGUUGGUGCUUCAACCACCACUGCCGUCACUUCCAGCCUUCCCUCAGAAAGCUCCUUAUUCACGGACCGGAAUGUGCGCGGAUCUCUGACUACUCCAGGUGCACUUACCAUCCAGCUGCCAGCGCCCGUUCCCGGAACCGGGGCAAUUUUAGUCAGUCCGGUCACACCCAUAGCUACAACACCGGUACGGUCAACACUGGAGAAUACGGCGGUCGCAAACACUGAUCCGAUGGUUUUGACGCUCGAAGCUGAACGUGGUCCAGAAUUGGCGUUCCUCACCGGGACCCGUACAUCUUUGUCGGUUAAUUCUUCUUCGUCAUCGUCUUCCUCAACUCCAUCCUCCUCAGGAGCCAGUCCCAUCAUCAGCUCGUCUCCAAUACAUCACCGGGCGGGCAGUCUCCUCGUGAUCGGGUCAGAACCAACGUCACCAGAUGUUUCCCUGGUACGUCUUGAUCCGGCCCCCAGGCGUCUGUCGGACAAUACCCUGGCCACGCCACCGAAUCCUGUGUACCAAGCACAUUUGCUUUCUGGCCCUCGUUCAUUGGACAUUUCGUCUAACAACUCGUCUGCCUCAAUCCCAUUUUGCCAGUCCGCUUCGCUCAAUUCCACCGUGCUCAACACGUCAGAUCCCCGUAGUUCUUCUACGGUUUCAUCCACGAGUCGGGCGAAACGCCGUCGGAGUGGCCCGCCCACACCAUUGCUCAAUACCGGCGCUACUUCGGGAGGUAUUAGCCUUGCAAGUACACUUUCUGUGUUCAGUGGACACACGACCACCACUACUACGAACUCCACAAGAACAAGACAUGUCUCUCGUUUGGAUAAUGAUCAUUCUCGUGUCACUAGUACUCGUGAUCGAUCAGAUGGUCUAACCAGUCCUCCAUUCACUUCACUCACUCAACUACUUCUUCAGGACUUUCCUACGUCCACGAAUACAGUUCCGAACGGCUCAGAGAGCACUUCAAGUGAAAACCUGCCAACUCUACGAUCUUCGUCAUAUCUAACAGUCGGAAAUCAUGUGGCACGUGAAGAUCUUUCGGAUGCGAGUCCGGCACGGCAUCUCACGGAUUCAUUUGGUACGCAAGCUGACAGUACUCGAAGCAUCAGACCAGUUGGACACAUAGCGGAUCCUCAUCCUGACUGUGCAUGGUCCACAGAAUCCGUUUCACUGAAAGGGAACAGUCAAACGGGGUCUCGAAUGCACCCCCGCGCGAGACACGCUUCUUCCUCCCUACUGCAUUCCCCUCCUAGUGGUGUGAUGCAAAAUGAUACCGGUGUGAACGGUUGCCCAUCGCUGUUUGUGCACGGAUUGCAUCUCACUGCCACUACAGUAGUGUCGAUUAGCACCUCACCGGGACCGGCGGUCAGUUCUCGCUCUACUAUGUCCUCAUUCUACCAACAUCGACCAGAAGAUUUGCCACGUUAUUUGAAAGAAGUUGGACCGAAUGUCCGUGUACAGCUAUCUGCACCACCAGCGGUCGUAGUUAGCUCCACUCAACCAAAUGUGACAGCAACGCAACCGAAUACUGGAGACUUUUCCCGGUGUACUCCAGAUGCAUACAACGCCAUUCCGUCUUGCUCGUCUUCGGUUACCAAUGGGGUUGUUUGUGGUUCUAGCGGCUCCAUAUCCGCUGGUCACUUAUCACCAAGGGCCAUAGAUUCAUCUAGCCAGGAUACUGCGUUCUCGAUAAUCACCUCUGAACGUGGCAGUGCGAAUUGUGCUGCACCUGGAAACAUCAUUAUACCAUCGUUAUCUUACACUGCCACUACCUCAACAAUUACCACCACUGGCUUGAAUUUGGUCAGUGACACAGUGGCUUCCACCAGUUUUCAGCCCACGAAAAACUUUGUUGUCACUCCGUUUGGGAAUACUCAGGUCAAAAUGGAAUCAUCCGUUGCGCAGCAUCGAUCCUCGAAACCCGGAAACAGUUAUGUCCUUGGCUACGUCCCGAAUCCAACAAAUAUGAUGCACGCCAAUACAACGGUCCUUAGUACAUUGGAACGACCAUCGUACGCGUUCACCGCACGUGCUCCUCUGACUAAUCCUGAGGUGUUGUUGGUCCAUUCCGGACAUUCGGAGUCGGGAACACAACCCAAACUGACUAUCGUUUGUGAUCCCGCCUCCACAGUGACACCAACCGUGCCGAUUGUAUGCACGAAUUCCCGUCUAUCAUCUCAAUCCAACGCAUUCGUCUAUUCCCUCUCGCCUUCAACAAAUGCAAGCGCAGUCCAUGCAACAGUCAUUCCAACCGAACAAACGACCCUAGUGUCUCGGUCGGCUGUGAAUGCUCAACUGUUCGUAGUCCCUUCUCCACAUCGCAUCUCGCCGCCGCUGUUAACCGGUGCGAUCGUGGUUCCGACCGCUUCGACGUCACCCAUUCUAUCAGUAUCACAAGACACUACAGCACACAUCCGCAAACCACGAUCUGCAUCAACCAGUACAAACAGCCGUUUGGAUUCCGGUCCGUCAGAGUCCAUUUUAAACAGGCAAACGGCCGGUCCGGAUCUUCUGCUGCUCACCAAUUCUGUUCCGUUGGAUGUAAUGUUUGACUCAGAUUCAAAACCCGAAGAGAGUCUACUUCCGGAUGAUAUCAUCAACGAUGUGUUUGGACUGGAGACCAUGGUUGCCGCUAAGCAACAUCAGAAUCGCCAAAAUUCCGCUGUAUUUUCGGAUCCAGUGGAUUCGUCAUUGAACUUUGCACGCCCAUCGCCUACACUGGAUGGAGAUUCAGAAGUUAUGAUGGAUUUACACGGACUCCCUUCCACAGCUUCAUCAUCGCCUAGUCCAUGUUCACCGCAACUGAGCAACCCAUUGCCUCCGGAUAUACGGUCCACAUCCUCCUGUUUCAGCCCAUGA